This is a messenger RNA of Neospora caninum, 9114 nucleotides long. RefSeq lists its product as hypothetical. Lineage: Eukaryota; Apicomplexa; Conoidasida; Eucoccidiorida; Sarcocystidae. The transcript has 7 exons. The record is from RefSeq and is a predicted model, not a curated record. Bases 1 to 9114 code for a protein of 3037 amino acids.
AUGCAUGCGCGCGUCGUCUCUCUCUUCUUCGCUCCACUCAGGGCGUGUUUCGCCUCGUGCACCAAAUGGGUUCUCGCUCCCGGCUGCCGGCUGCUCAAACCGGCCGUCGCGGCGAGCACCCGCUUCGCUGCGGCGAACGCGUUUCCUCUGGCGCUCUGCUUCGGCCUCUUUGCGGUCUUUCUUGUGUUCCUGUUCCUCUUCUCGUUCUUCUGUUCACUGGUCAUCGGCGGAAUCUUCGCCUUCCUCUUUGCCCUCGUCGUCCUCUACAACCUCACGACGGCCCUUCUCUUCCCCGGCAGCAGCGCCUUCUUCAGACGCCAGCUGGAGCUCCAGUUCUGCACGGCAGCCAUCAUCCCCUUCAAAGGCCACCUCGGCGUUCUGGAGCUCCUCCUCUCCUUUCUGCUCUACCGAGCCUACCUGCGGGACGCGGCUGGCUGCACGAGCGAGGGGUCUAACUGGAACGGCGACUGGCGGGCCGACCGCCCCCAAGUCCACCCCGAGGAUUUGCCUCUCGCCGACUCUUCUGACGAUGUCUCUUCUCUCGCUUCUCUUGCCGGUCGGCCGCAGCGUCGACCGCGGCCGUCCACCCGCGACUACGAGGAGGCAGACUCCCGUCCCCGCAGAUUCAUCUUUCCUCGCUGGCCGUCGGUCGCGUCUCUGCCGCCCUCUCCCGCGUCCUUCGCUGCGGGAUCCCCUGCGUCCUCCCCGUCUGCCGCGCCUUCCGAGCCGUCGCGCGCGGCACCUGACGCCGCUGCUCCGAUCUCUCCGUCGCUAGUCCCUUUCCCGCCGCCGCUCCUCCUCGCUCCAGAGCGCUCGCCCGCUGUCCCUUCAUCCUUGCCGUCGUCACCCUGGCUCCUGUCCAACUGCCUCUCCUCCCCCGAGGCGCUUGUCGCGGACGUGACGAUGAACGAGGUCCGGGAGAGUACCUUGGCGCUCUCCUCGCUCCUCCGCACCAUGGCGCAUGCACGGCGGAAGAUCGGCGGGGCCUGCGCGGCCCUCUCGCCUACCUGCUCACGACGCUCCCUGUCCCCGUCCUCUUCUCGCCUCGCGCGCGACCGAGGGGAGGAACAGAGCGCGGGAAAGUCUUCCCUUGAGGCACACUCGACAGACUCGUUCGAGGAAAUCGAACUCAGUGCGGGGGCGCCUGGCCCCUCGAACGCGGCGCGCGAACCGAAGACGCCUGUUUCUCCCGCGCGCGAGCGAGAGACAGAAGAGGGACAGCGCGAGACAGACGCGAGACCGGAGGACGAGAAGCAGCCGGCUGUCGAGUUGGGGUGGGAGAGACAAGAUGCCCCGCAGCUGGCGAGAAACCAACGCGGGCAACUGACCUGGCAACAAGAGGACGUGUUCUACCACGGCUCGCAGCUUCUGUUCCACCUUGUGCAUUUGUCGAUCGACGUGGUGAGACCCCAGACUCCGCGCUGCGCGGACAAAAGCCGCCACGGCUCGCUGCCCCAGGGGACCGGACCUUCUUCUUGGUCCUUCCUCGCCCUCUUCGGUCUGGCGAAACCGUGCUGUGCGGCCGCCGCGGGUCGGCGCGGUGCACAUGUGGACGCGUCUCCGAGUCCCCACGGAGACAGACACCCGCGCUCGCCUGAGACGCCGAGCCCCGAGCCCGAGCUCCUCUCUGACCCGUCGCUGUGCUCGUCCGCGCCGGUGUCGUCCGCGCCGUCUCCUCUGCCGCCGUUGCGGGCCUCAGUGAGCGAGCUCGCGCUGUCGAGCUCCGCGUCCGCUCGCAAAGAGACCGCCGGGCGCCCGUGGUGCGCCGCGGGAGGAGGCGCGAUUCGCUGGCCGGUUUUCCACUGCGCCGCGGCGCUCUUCCAUCUUCGUCAGCUGCUGCUCUUUCUCUCUCCGCACCUGCCGAGCCCAGAGCCUUCGCGCUGGCGUCGUCGGUCCAGUCUCUCCGCGUCCGGCUCCGGCGGCAUUCUCGAAGUGCCCGCGCUCGCUGCGCUUCCUCGCUCGCUUCUCCGCAUGUUGAUCUCUCCACCGCUCUCUUCGCUUCUGCUCCUCGCAGGCGAGCUGGAAGAGACUCAUGGUGGCACCGAGCUCUGGAUUCCUGUCUCCGAGGCUCACACACUCCGACUCCUGCUCUCAGCCUGUGCGCUGCCUGUUGUCCUGGCGAAACGGGCGCUCCGCGGUUGGCUGCGUGGCCGCCGCCGGGGCACGUCCGACGUGGAGAGCGAGGCCCAGAGAGCCUGCAGGUCGGAACCGCGUCUCGACCAGACGAGUCGAGGCGCGAAGAAGAGAGAAAAGGCCGAACGAACCGCGGCUGUGGCGGACACGCACGGCCUCAAACCCCAGAGACAGGAAGCCGGCGCGCCUCAGCCGGCUCCAGGAACGGAUCAGCAAGGGGGUGCUCGGGCGCGUAUCCCUUCCGCUGAAUUCGCGCAAGCGUCCGUUUCCCUCGCCUGCGGCAGCGCUUCGUCCCCUGAAGGUUCUUCCCCUGCAGGUUCUGCCUCUUCUGUCUCGGCGCGUCUGUGCUGCCGCCUCGGUGCCUGGCUCGAACCGGAGAGCCGGCUGUAUCUCCACGCGGUUUUCUUCCCUGCUCCCAACACACACUGGCUGCUCCCAUCCACUGCGUUUUCGUCGCCUCCCGUCUUCCGUCCGCUCUCGAACGCGUCUGCCGCGCAGCUCCCCUGGAACGGGGGCGAGGACGCCUGCAGCGCCGCGGCGCGCAGGGCGUUCCCCCACUCAGGUGAUUGCCUGUUGUCCUUUGUCCCGCCGUCCGUCGGCGCAUGCGAAUGUUGCCACUCGCGCUCGCGUCUCGCAUCCGCGGAGAACGGCCCCUUCAACACGAUGCCGGCCUCGCCGCGAGCGCGGUUGACCUACCGCCUAUUUCUUCUUUUCACACAGCUGCAGCGCCAGGAACAAGUUGAGGUGUAUGUACACUCGGCCGCCGACGAUACCGACGACGACACCGCGUCGUCCCGCGACUUCCGGCUCGUGCGCGGCAGCAGAGAUCGAGGUGACUCGAGGACGCUCCCGAGGCGCCGCAGCGACACGUCAGAACUCGCGUGGCCCCGCGGAGACUCGCGCCUUUUUGCGCCGGACGAGGCGAGGACCGCGAAGCGCAUCAACGGCAAAACGGCCGUUUUCGUCUCAGUCGCGGGGGCCGUGACUGUGGCUCUGGCGUCUGGAGCCUGGUGCAGAAUCGCGCGUUUCUUCCGCUCGCUCGCCAGCCUCGUCUCCGCACUCUGGUGCACCCUAUGCAGGCGCGCGGAAAGUUCACGCGUCCAACGCUCGUCGAAAGCGCCCGACGGCGAAUCGCUCCCAAAGCGGAACCGCCUGCCGGCUCGACGCGCCAAGCUCGCGCCGCGCUUCGUUUUCCGCUGCGCAUGCACCGCGACGCACCACGAGGAACCCUGCCUGGCGCUGGACGCCGGACGUAGCCUGGGCGGCGCGGCAUGCCUCCCCGACGGGGAGGUUGGCCAGGAGGCACGGAAAAGCCAGGAAGCUCCAGGCCGCCAUGGAGGCGCCGCCGCUCCAAGCCUCGGCGGAAACGUCCUCAUUUUCUUCAAUCCCAAUGCAGGGUAUCUGGAAACUGCGGCAGUCAUUGGCGACGGAGAGCUCGACUUUUACCGGAGCCGCGGAGUCAGCGUUCUUCUCUUCAACUACCGCGGCUUUGGACGCUCCGCUGGCAAGUCCAGUCCGGCGUCUCUGCUCUCCGACGCAGCGGCCAUCUACCGCUUUGUCGCGUCCUGGCCGGGUGUACAGACAGUCGGCGUCCACGGCCGCUCCAUUGGCGGGAUGCCGGCGAUCUUCGUGGCGCUGCGCCAGCGACACAUUCGUCGCUCGCUUCUCGCGUCGGUUCCAAGCAGCGCGGCUCUCGCGUUGCCUUCUCGGCCUCGCAGGGCGGCGGGUGUCCGCGCCGCCUCUUCGCCUCGCCUCCCGUCCGUCUCCUUUCUCUGCGCAGACCGCACCUUCUCGUCUUUGCCAGACGCGGCGGGUGGCCUCCUCGGCUCCUGGGCGUACUGGGGUGUACGAGGAGCGGCGCUGACUGCGCACGUCGGGUUUUCUCUGUCACGCGUUUUCUCGACGCGAAGGGCGGAAACACGCCUCGGCGAAGACGCGGGAGAGCGCGGCAGCCUACCCGGAGAGAAGGGCAGUUUUUUCCGAGAAAAAAAGCAGCCAGGCGAGUCCACGGCCGCGUCUGCAGAGACACCGCGGGCGGCCGGGUUUGCGGGAGAGAGCGAGCCAUGGGAAACAGAGGACAUGGCAACAGAUGUCCGUCCGCUUGAAGAAGACGUGGAAGAGGCCGCGCGAAGCUGUCGCCUCGGCGCGAGGAGCGUGCAUGCGUUUCUCGCGUGCACAAACGUCCACAAAGUCGUCAUCGCCGACCCGGAGGACGAGGUGGUGAGGGAGGCGGCGUCCCUGAAGGCAGGCGUCGCCCGCGCACUCCUCAGGCGUCGCCAAGAGGCCGUCCGACAAACCCUGGUGCAUGCGUUCAUGGCUGAGAGACGCCGAACCUCGCCAGGCUUCGCCGGCUCGAAGAGAGAAGAACGGACCGACAGCGAUCCGUCUCUCGCUUCGGCGCCGCUCCUGGGCGAGGCGACUGCCGUUGAGACCGAAGGCGCGGGCGCAGGAAAACUCGCCGGGAAGCGCGCGGGAAACAGGCCAGGUUUCGGCAGAGCUCUGCAGGCCUGCGGAGAGGCACGGAGACAGACGAAAAUGGCGGUCGUGGGCAGCGCGAGGUCGAGGCGAUACAGCAACUCGAGCAGCGAGGACGAAGACACUCCCGCGCUCUGCAGAAGGCGGGCCACGCGAGCUGUUCGAUCGCUCCACUGUUUCCUUUCGUCGUCGUCCCUGCCGACUGCGGCGACGCCCGCGAGGACUCCGGCCAGCGGCGGCACGCCUCGCUCGCUGGUUCGCGCCUCGGGGAGUUUCGCCUCUUCGCGGGUCUGCAAGAGGCCGUCGAAGUGGUUCUCGGAUUGGACGCGAAACAGCCGACCUGAGAGCGCAGGCUCCUGGCGAGAAAGCGGCGACGCGCGACCGCACGCAGUCCUCGACGGCGGGAAGGCCGAAGAGCGCGAGAAGGCUCUGCGGAGUCUGUGCGAGGAAGAGGCCUCCGUGCUGCUUCACGAGCAAGAGAGGCAGCGAAAGAGGGCCCUACGCAGGGUGCCUGCCGCCUGGUUGCUCCUCGGCGAGGUUGUUCACUGUGCGCGGCUGUUGUCGCUUUCCCCGUCGGAAGGCGACAAAAGGAAACGCGGGAAGCGCACAGCCUCUGAGAAGUUUAGAGGACACGCGUUUCUCCGCUCCCUCUCGGCGUCCUCGAACUCCUCAGACGCCACAGAGGCCGCAGGAGCCGCAGGGGCCAGCGCAGAAGAGGCGAGCAGCGACGAGGGAGGGGAGAACCGGAUCGCGUCCAGGCGAGAGUCGCGACGGCGCCUGGGCCAGUCGCUGACCCUCCGAUCUCGAGACAGAAGAAGUCUCUCGCGAACGAGGCGAGAGGACUCGCGACUCGAAGCUCACGCUGAACAGUUCCCUGUGUUACGAGAGGCGCUGAGAACGUGUGCUCGUCGCGUGAACGCGCGUCUGCGGCAGCUGGAAGAGCGUCGGUUCUUCUUGGACGAGAGCGAUAGACGCUUCACGCCUCCCUCGCCCUUUUUUUCGCCUGUUCCCCAGUCGGCCGCGGAGCCCCCGGCCGCUGUCAGGAAGCGGCAGCGAAAGGCCUUCUCGCCUGAGAACGGCGCAGAGGGUCGUAGACACUUGGGAGGCUCUGGGCCUUCGCGACCUCGGACGCGGCGGUCGAACGCCUCCGUGUACACCGCAGUGCACAGCAGCGACGACGACAGCCAGGCCGGGUCAGACUGCGAGGACGCAGAGGCGAGCGACGCUUCGGAGAGACAGGCGCAGGGGAGGCCCCAGAGACAGCCUCGAGGGGAGCUGUGGAGACAUUUCCCGCUCAUCCAGAUUUCCGUGCAAGUUCUCGGGAUCCACGAAGACGCCGGCGAGGACCGUUCAGGGUCGAGGACGCCCAGAGGCCCCGCCCAUCCGUCGCCGGGGGAAACGCCACUGGAACUCACGCCUCCAUCCUCUGCAUGCCCGUCCGUACAGUCGACUCCCCGCCUCCCUCGGCCUCCGUCGCUGCGUCGUCCGUUGGAGUCCCCGUCUCGGGCGGGGCACGGAGUUCCCGACCCCCUGCGGAAUAUCUCGGCGCUCUCUUCUUUCUCGGAACUGUCUGUGGCGGUGAAGUCGGAGCCGUCGCUCGCGCGACGGUCUCCACGCGGCGACGGGCGUGCGUGGGGUUCUGCGGUGUCUCAGGCGUCUCUGAAACUCGUGUUUCUCUCGCAGCAGAGCGCAUUCUUUCCGCGACAUCAGGCCUCGCCUCGCGAGUCUCACGAGGCUCUCCGAGAGACACACCUGGCCGCCUGGCUCGCGCCCGAAGUCUCCACUUUGCUGGCGGCCGUCGGCGGGGCCUUGGCCGGCAUCGACGCCGGCGGUCUGCCGCUCGGCUCUGUUCUCGCGCAAGUCGCCGAGAAGAGCGGGAAACGCGACCGCGCGGCUCUCGCGCAGUUCUCGGACGUCCUCGCCGCCUGGGGCUCGUCGCUCACGGUGUGGACGGGGCGACAACAGCGGUGGGAGGACGAGCUGGAAACGCGACACCGCAAGCUCCUCGACGCUCUCCGAGGAGACAGACAGGAGACAAGCGAGACGGACCACGGCCGCGACACGCCAGAAGCAAGAGACCACAGAGAAAACAACGGGGAAGACAACACGAGGAGAGACAACUCCAGGGAACGCAACUCCAGGGAGGAACACUUCAGAGACAACUUCAGAGAAGAGAGCAGAGAGGAGAGCAGAGAGGAGAGAGACUAUGAACGGGCUUGGACGUUUGCCACCUGCGCGUUUUCUUCCCGACGUGAGUACGCUGUGCUGCUCCGUUUGGGCCGCAAUCUCCCGACGUUCUGCGAAUCGGGAACUCACGUAGAGAGCGAAGCGUUUGGGUCGGACACUUCGCGCUUUUUCCUUCCACACCCGACCGCGCCACGUCCUCGCUUGUCUCCACGAACUCUUUUGUCACCACGUCCUCGCGAGCGGCGAGGGACGCAGGAGGCGCUUUCGGGGCCUGUCUCUUUUGCUGCAGUCGCUGAGGCUCGCCGCGUCUUUGCGGCCGCAGAGACCGAAGUGGGGGCGUGGGAGCGAGAGCGCGCCUCUGACUGGCCCACGGGGUGUGGAGCGAAAGGGCAGAAGGAGAGGAAACUUCUCUCUGCUCUUCGCGACAUUGUUGACGAGGAGGGCGGAGCUUUGUUCCGCUCAGACGUCCUGGACGACGUCCUCACUCUCCUGCGCCUUGCGAUUUCAGUGGAUCAGCCGAGCGCCGGGCGUCACGACGGCAGGGAGGCUUCCGACUGGGGAAAGAACCGAGACGGGAACUCUUCAGUGAGGGCGGAAGACCGCGGCUUCAGUUCGUUUGCAUCGAACAACGCGGGCGUGUCCAAACAUCUCGCGUGGUGUGCGAAGGCACUCAGAGUCUCGCGCACUUCGUCUGCAGACUCAGCGCGGCGCAACGAACCACAAACCGCAGCAGGCAAACCAGGAGACAACGAGGGAGACACAAAACUCGACACAGAACCCGCAACAAACCUCCUGAGAGACUCCCAGGGAGAAACCUGCAUUCCGACCUCGCACUUCCGGUCUAUCCACGAGGCGAUCUUCCAGCUCUUGAGAGCUGUCCUUCGACAGGGGCGAAGCAGAGAUGAACUCGACGCUUGGGCAUGCGGAGGCCCAGCGCGCGAAGAGUCGCGCCGGAAACGGCCUGAUCCGAAACGUGAUCGCUCCUCGCUCCUUCUUCCCUUUGCUCGCGAGCUCGGGUUUCCCUCCGUUCCUCUGCUUUUUCGCCACAUCCAGCAGGCGGCAGAGCGCGCGGCGACAGCGAACCGCGAGGGAGCAGAGAAGGAAAACGGUGAAGACGCAGACGCUCAAGUCGAGAACCUGCCUGGUCUCCCCGCCACGCGCGCUGACUCGGAGCCCCGGGAGAGGCGAGAACAGAGACGGGAGAGACAGGACUUCCUCCACGUUGUUGAAAGCAGUAGCUGGGCUGACGGCCUCGCUGCCUUCAUGCGCCUUCAGGCCAUCGUCAGUGUGUACCGCGUCCGUACAACUCUUCGUCGCCACGCCGCGCUCUUCCUCCUUCUCUACCGAAACGCCCUGUACCCCCCCCCGCUGUUGGCCUCUUCGCCGCCCUCUUCUCUCUUUUGUCUUUCUGCUUCGAGGCGCUUUCAGCCGGCGCCUUCGAGCGAGAACGCUCCCCGCCGAGACGAGGGUUCGCCUUCUUUCCGCGCUCGAAGCGGCGACGGGUUCGGAACACUUCGCAGGGGUACGGUGGAAAGUGCAUUCGAAGACAUCUCCCUGGACGGCUCCGAGAGCGUUCCUCGGCAGACGCCGUCGUCCACUUCGCGAGGGUCCUCGGCUGACAUUCCAGUGUUUGAGGGACAGAGAGAGACGAGCGGAGACGUGGAAGGGAUGGAAACUCUCGAAGCUUUCGCCCGGUCAAGAGCACUCUGGAUGCUGCGGCAGGAACUGUUGCUUUUCAUCGGCGAACGCAUUUCAAGACUCCUCGACUUUGUCAACACUCUGUGGAGCGCCUACUUGGAACUUCCUCUCCUCACCCAGGCCCCGGUUUCAGGCUCGGCCUCUGCAUUGGGAUCGCGCGCAGAGAGCCGCGAGAAGGGACUGUCCGUUCCCCUCAGCGGAGACACUACGCCAGCGCCCGUUUCGCCCCGCACGGGCACGGUGAGAGGAGAGCUCGUCUCCUCGUCGCUCCUGGCGGGAGACGACAGCAGAGGAGCGACGGCGACGGAGGCGCCUGGCUUCGGCGAAGGCGACAGCGUUCAGCUCUUUUCCGUGGCCGAGCGACAGGAGCUGCGCAAGGAGCGACAGGGGAGUAAACGUGAAGGUGAACACGUGGCAAGAGGCGGAGAGGCCAAGGACGAAGACCCAUGGUCUUGUCCCUUGUGCCUCUCGCCUUCUGCCUUGACACCGAGCUGCGUGCGAGGCCACUUGCUGCCUUCCAAGGCGGGACACAACGGACCCCUGGGCGACGACGAGUUCCUUCUCCUUCACCUCCAUUUGCUCGCCGCGAACUUUAUAGACCCUGAGAAGUUCGGGGUGUAA